Molecule: messenger RNA, 3019 nt
Organism: Nelumbo nucifera (sacred lotus)
Lineage: Eukaryota; Viridiplantae; Streptophyta; Magnoliopsida; Proteales; Nelumbonaceae
Product: E3 UFM1-protein ligase-like protein
Biological process (GO): response to endoplasmic reticulum stress; protein K69-linked ufmylation; regulation of proteasomal ubiquitin-dependent protein catabolic process
Cellular component (GO): endoplasmic reticulum membrane
Molecular function (GO): UFM1 ligase activity
Source: RefSeq, a predicted model, not a curated record
GCACUUUGCAGCCCUAACCUAAUUGUCGGACCUGUCCGAAUCGAUAAAAAAAUCGUCGAGGAUUGACGGUGAUUUAUAUAUGAUUCGUCCACGAAACGUUAACCCACAAAACGUAUUCGCGCUGAACUCUACGCUAGUGCUAUGAUCUGAACUGAAACUGAAUUAGAAGAACACACAUCAUCUGAUCUCCCGCCGAAAGCUCGAAUUAGAGAAGAUGGAUGACGAAUUGCUGGAAUUGCAGAGACAGUUCGAAUUCGCUCAACAAGCAAAAUCGAGCAUCAGAUUGUCGGAAAGAAACGUAGUUGAAUUAGUUCAAAAGCUUCAAGAGCUUCAAAUCAUCGAUUUCGAGCUUCUCCACACUGUCACCGGAAAAGAAUAUAUAACACCUGAUCAAUUAAAGCUUGAAAUGGUGGCAGAGAUUAAGAAAUCGGGACGUGUUUCUCUGAUUGAACUUGCUGACAUUAUUGGGGUGGACUUAUAUCAUGUUGAGAAGCAAGCUCAUCAAAUAGUUUCGGAUGAUUCCGGUCUUAUGCUGAUACAGGGAGAAAUUAUAUCACAAUCUUAUUGGGAUACUGUAGCGGAAGAAAUCAACGAGCGGCUUCAGGAGUGUAGUCAGAUUGCUCUGGCGGAACUUGCUGCGCAAUUGCAUGUGGGCUCAGAAUUGGUGGCAACUGUGUUGGAGCCUCGCAUUGGGAGCAUUGUGAAGGGGAGAUUGGAAGGUGGGCAACUGUAUACACCUAUGUAUGUCACACGUGUUAGUGCCAUGGUUCGUGGAGCUGCCAGGGGUAUAACAGUUCCAACUAAUUUGUCAACGGUCUGGAGCUCUUUACAGCAACUACUGCAGGAAAUAGAUGGAGCCAAUGGUGUGGCUGUUGAAUCUGCCUUUUUCCAUUCCUUGUUUAAUGGGCUUGUAAAAGGCGGGGAGAUCCUUGGAUCACUUCGUGCAGGAGUUCAUUGGACGCCAGCUGUGUUUGCCCAUGCACAAAAAGAGAGUGUAGAUUCUUUCUUCUCACAGAAUUCUUUUAUCAGUUAUGAAGUUCUUUACAAACUUGCAAUACCCCAGCCUAAGCAAUACUUACAGUCCAGAUAUCCUGAAGGUAUUCUACUAGAUACUGUUUUUGUUCACCCUUCGAUGAUUGAGAUGUUGGAUGCUGCUGCAGAGGAUGCUAUUGAACAUGCCGGUUGGAUUGAUUCUCUUUCAAUUUUACCUCCAUCUUUUGGAUCACAAGAUGCAUCUAAACUUUUAUCACUUUGUCCAUCUGUUCAGAGGGCUCUUAAGUCUGCAAAGGCACAUAUCUUUGGGGAGUCCUGUCUAUUUAGCAAUGCGUUCAUAAAGGAUGUGUUUGAUCGAAUGGAAAAAGAGAUAGAAGCCUUCAAUUAUUCAAGACCUGGUCAAGGGCUAAAUGAAGAUUUAAACUUGGUCAGCAAAGCUAAAGUUGGACAUGAUUCUGGUCAGUUCAGUGAGUUGAAUGAAACCGGUAAUGAGGGAAGUAAUAAAAAUGCAUCUGAGAAAGGAUCAAAGAAGAAGAAAGGAAAACCAACAGGUAAUACAAGGAUUGGGACAGCUGAAAGUAGUCCUGAUAACCAGGAAAAUCUUUCAACAAAAGCGAAGAAAAACCAGCGGAAAAACAAGGAAUCAAGUUCUUCACAAGUGCAAGAGGCAAAAUUGAGUGCGAAAAAGGAUUUGGAUAAAAUGAAGGAGGACAACCUUAUUCCUUCUGAAGAAUGGAUAGUGCAAAGAAUCUUGAUGCUUUGCCCAGAUCUUGAAGGACAAGUUGUGGAUGAUCCAUAUACAUUUCUUAGACCCUUGGCAAACUAUUUGAGACCUAUGCUGCUUACUGCAUGGAAGGAGAAAAGGAAGGCAUUACUUACGGAAAAUACAGAGAAAAUGAAGCGAUUGCUUGAUAAUCUGCAAAAGAAAUUAGAUGAGGCCUUCUUAAAUAUGCAAUUAUAUGAAAAAGCUUUGGAAUUGUUUGAAGAUGAUCCAUCAACCUCAGUUAUUUUACACAGGCAUCUGCUGAGAACAACUGCUACUCCAAUGGUUGACAUGCUUUUACUUAACUUGGGCAUGCACAACAAACUGAAGAGUGGAAUUGAAAUUGAUGAAUCUCAAAAUCCAGAGUCUGCUUCACUGGGAUCGGGUGAAAGAAUACCCCUUGCAAAGAGCUUAGAUGGAUCUCUUUCAGUUAAGGCUCUUGCUGUAAUCGAGGCUUUAGAAGGAAAGCGAGUGGAUACAUUCAUGACUAUGCUCAGAACACUUGCAGAGGAAAGUGGAAUUCUCUUAAAGAAACUCGAUAAGAAAUUGGAGAGGACACUCUUGCAUUCAUAUCGUAAGGAUCUGAUGUCUCAAGUUUCUGCUGAAACUGAUCCAGUUGCUCUUCUGCCAAAGGUUGUUUCUCUACUCUAUUUUCAGGUGCACAAUAAAGCUCUCCAAGCCCCUGGAAGGGCCAUUUCUGCUGCGGUUUCUCGGUUGAGGGAAAAAUUGGAAAGCUCGGCGUAUAAGAUCUUAGUUGAUUACCAGACUGCUACAGUAACCCUUUUGUCUCUACUAGCAGCUGCAACUGAUGACGAACAAGACUGUUCUUCUGAUAGAAUUCCAAGUAAAAGGGAGUUUCUGGAGGGACUAAUGACAGACUUGAAAGGCUUGGUUCUGAAUACAACUCAAUCCUAACUAGGUGAAACGAACAGUAGAAAGAGCAUCUUAUUGAAUUUGAAUAUGGUGAUCAAUUGACAUGGAAAUUGUGGAACAAAGAGCAAUUUUAAACUGAAACAUGUUAAGGGCACCUGCAAUUCAUUUGGACUUGUUAGGAUGAACUGAAGAUGCAUUGGUUUUUUCUUUUUAAUCUUUUUUUGUUCAUUUGUUUUAGUUGCCUCUACAUGCUGUAGAGUGUAGACUUUAGCUUACUCUGUUGCGGUCAUAUGCAUAUACAAUGUUAAGUUGAUCUGAUGAAGUACUGAUUCUGGAGAGAUAAUUAUCAUCUUUAUUUAUGAAAUGAACUAAGCAUAAAAUAUUUGCCCU